AAGUUUAUCGUGCGACUUGUGUGACAAAUUUGGGCACAAUUUUAUCUCCUUCUCUCUCUCUCUCUCUCUCUCUGCCCAAUUCAAGUUCCACUGAACCACCCUUCUUUCCAUCCUCGUCACUGUCUAAUCCACUGCAUGUUCUUCACAUCAACUGCAAAAAUGUCGCUUGUAAUCCCCUCAUCCUCUGCAGCCCCUUUGCAUUUUUCUCAAUGCAAGAUCAAUAAUUCAAAUUCCCUCCCAAAAUUUCCCUCUAAUUCCAUCUCGCCUUUUCAACAUAAAACGCUUUUGAGUUGUGGAACGAGGCAUAUAAGGGCCCACUUUAGAAAUGAACCCAAUGUUCUUCAUAAGUAUGCUGUUAGAUGCAAGGGACGUGAUUUUGAGUCAUAUUAUGAUGAUAGUACAAUGUCCUUGGAUUGGGAUGAUGAGGAAGAAGAUGAAGAUCCUGGGUCACCUUGGGAAGGUGCAAUUAUAUACAAGAGAAACGCCUCAAUUUUACAUCUGGAGUAUUGCACUACCUUGGAGAGAUUAGGUCUAGGAAAGCUUUCAACUGAUGUAUCAAAAUCUAGGGCUUCUGUUAUGGGAUUGCGUGUUACGAAAGCUGUGAAGGACUAUCCAAAUGGCACUCCUGUUCAGAUAUCUAUAGAUGUCACCCGGAAGAGGAAAAAGUUGAGGCUUGAUGGUAUCAUUAAAACUGUCGUCGGUCUUCUUUGCAAUAGGUGUUGCAUGCCAUCUGCUGAGUGCGUAUUCUCUGAGUUCUCUCUUUUACUCACGGAAGAACCCAUUGAUGAACCAGAGACUAUUGAUAUGGGUGUUAUUUUUGGGGAAGACAAACUUACAACCUCUAGAAACAGUGGUGAGGAUGAUGACGAUGAUGAUGCACUUAUUGAUUUGGAUGAUCAACUAUAUUUUCCUCCUGAAGAGAAACAAAUUGAUAUUUCAAAGAACAUAAGAGACAGGGUGCAUCUUGAGAUUACCAUGAAUUCAGUAUGUGAUCCUGGGUGUAAAGGCAUGUGCUUGAAAUGUGGCCAAAACUUUAACACUGGCAAUUGCAAUUGUAGCGAAGAGGAAGUAAAAGAGAAAAGCUAUGGUCCCCUUGGAAAUUUAAAAGAGAAGCUGCAGUUGUAACAUUUAUGAAGUUCAUGUUUAGGAUUUCCUCACAGUGCUGAAUCAUUAUAUGUAAACAUCCUAACCUUAAUGGGUUUGAUGUGUUAGCAUUGUCGAGCACCCUACCAAGUGCUUUUGGGUCCACGCUCAUAUAUGGCAUGGAUGCUAUUGAUCUCAAAUAUCACCAUCUAUUGUUCUAGUUGCAGCCACACCUCAAAGCUGCCUCUUGACUGCUUCUGUGCAUUUGUGUUGGCAAAGUAUUGUCUUAUGAUCUAUUGCUUAGUUAUUUCUAGCUGGGUUUGGCACGUCCCGGUCUGCAUAAUCAGAUGGGUUGUUGUGAUUUGCAUAUUUAGGUCCCUUUCACUCGCAGUUUGCUCCAGUUGGCUGGUUUUAUUAUUGUUAAUUUUUUUUUC
Messenger RNA from Abrus precatorius (Indian licorice), 1517 nucleotides. Its product is annotated as large ribosomal RNA subunit accumulation protein YCED homolog 1, chloroplastic. The coding region runs from base 136 to 1125 and encodes 329 amino acids. NCBI's taxonomy places the organism in Eukaryota, Viridiplantae, Streptophyta, Magnoliopsida, Fabales, Fabaceae. The transcript is spliced from 3 exons. The record is from RefSeq and is a predicted model, not a curated record.